UGUCUCAAAUUUGCCUUGCCUAAAACCUUCUUUCAUGGCAAUCUUAAUGGUGAGCAUAAGAGUCUGGGUUUUGGCUGUGGCUGUUACUUAUGUUUCUGUUCUUUGCAGCAACUUAGGGAAGGCAGACGAAGCAGUGCCUCAAACCGGUGGUGCAGGUCAUGAUCCGUCUCAAAUUGUUUCCGAAGCAUUGCUUUGUUUCAAUAAUAACUAUAUUUACAGUAACUGUGAAGAAUCUUAUAGACUGACUGAGAGUGGAAACCUCAAUGUGCCACCUCAAAACACUGAUGAAUACUGCGGUGGAUCGUGCCUGAUUGAGACAAACCUAGUGCUAAACUGCAUUGACAACAUCUUUGCUCACUUUGUGUUUUACAAUAAGGCCACAAUACAAGAUGUUGGAGAUACAGUUAAGUCAGCAUGUGGCAAUGGCCCAGAAAGAGGUAACUUUAAUGUGGCCGAGCACAUUCAAACUGAAAAAAGUAAUGCAUACAAGGCCAUAAAUCAUAUUCUCUAUGGGCUUGGAUUGAUGAUUGUGGGGCUUGGUUUAUUGCCUUAAUUUGUGUACUAAGAUAAAUCAUUUUCAGAGGCCAUUUUUUUUUUUUUUUUUUGAUAAAUCAAAUAUUGGGGUAGGGGAAUUUGAACUCUUGAUGUUUUAUUUGGAAAUACUAAAAAGUGUUAGUUGAGUUAUAAAUCUCUGAAGUCAAGUAUAUGUUUUCGAUAUGAUAUAUGUUCUAAUUAAUAUGAUUAACAUUGUAGA
This is a messenger RNA of Quercus lobata, 754 nucleotides long. RefSeq lists its product as uncharacterized. The transcript has 4 exons. Lineage: Eukaryota; Viridiplantae; Streptophyta; Magnoliopsida; Fagales; Fagaceae. The coding region runs from base 35 to 553 and encodes 172 amino acids. The record is from RefSeq and is a predicted model, not a curated record.